Messenger RNA from Pygocentrus nattereri (red-bellied piranha), 840 nucleotides. RefSeq names its product mitochondrial pyruvate carrier 1 (gene mpc1). The transcript is spliced from 5 exons. The coding region runs from base 131 to 460 and encodes 109 amino acids. The record is from RefSeq and is a predicted model, not a curated record. Gene Ontology annotation, biological process: pyruvate import into mitochondria. NCBI's taxonomy places the organism in Eukaryota, Metazoa, Chordata, Actinopteri, Characiformes, Serrasalmidae. Gene Ontology annotation, cellular component: mitochondrial inner membrane.
GUUGGUGUCACGAAAGGCGGAACGGAUUUGUCCUCUAUUUUUCUGUCAACCUCCUCUGCAGGACCGUCGGCGUCCGCGGCUGAUUUCCCCUCGCUAGUCCUCACAUUUCGGGUCCCGACAGCUUUAAACGAUGGCUGGUACUUUAGCCCGCAAGGCCGUGGAUCAUCUCCGCAGUAAGGAGUUCAGGGAGUAUCUGAUGAGCACACACUUCUGGGGUCCGGUAGCGAACUGGGGGCUGCCCAUUGCUGCGAUCUCUGACAUGAAGAAGAGUCCAGAGAUUAUCAGUGGAAGAAUGACCUUUGCUCUCGUCUGCUACUCGCUGCUGUUCAUGAGGUUCGCCUACAAAGUGCAGCCCAGGAACUGGCUCCUGUUCGCCUGUCACCUCACCAACGAAUCGGCACAGCUCAUCCAGGGAGGGAGGCUCAUCAAGUACAACAUGGGGAAGAAGGAGGCCAAAUGAUGAGCAGCCGUGGAGCAUGGAGCAUUUCUGGGACUCGUGGCUCUCCGACGCCAUAUUUUAGGGGAUGUUCACACAACACAACACUUUACUGAUUACUGGCAGAAAUAUUUUAACACUUGAUCUCGUACUAAACGAAUAAUGAACUGAUUCAGGGUUUUCAGCACAGGAGGAGAAAAUUGGAAAUGAAAUGUACAUAAAGUGAACUUGGUUAAUUUUCAGAGGACUGUUACGCACAUUUGACUUUUUUUUUUUUUUUUUUAACGGUACACAUCAAUGGUGUAUGUAAUUGUCAGUAAUUUAUUCCGAAACAUGGUUGUGUAGCGUGUAUCAAAUUAACUUCAGAUCAUACAGGGAAUAAAAGUUGUCCACACUGGCCUGUA